This is a messenger RNA of Olea europaea var. sylvestris, 854 nucleotides long. RefSeq names its product two-component response regulator ORR10-like. The transcript is spliced from 3 exons. Gene Ontology annotation, biological process: phosphorelay signal transduction system; cytokinin-activated signaling pathway. The record is from RefSeq and is a predicted model, not a curated record. The annotation marks the transcript as partial. Lineage: Eukaryota; Viridiplantae; Streptophyta; Magnoliopsida; Lamiales; Oleaceae.
UUUGUUGUAUCCAAAAUCCAAAUCCAUUUUAUUUUUCUAUAUUUGCAGGAAGUGGGAGUAAAUCUUGUUAUUACGGACUAUUGUAUGCCUGGGAUGACUGGCUAUGAUUUGCUCAAGAAAAUUAAGGAAUCGUCAUCUCUGAAGAACAUACCAGUAAUCAUUAUGUCAUCUGAGAAUGUUCCUUCAAGAAUCAGCAGGUGCUUGGAAGGAGGAGCAGAAGAAUUUUUCCUGAAACCUGUGAGAUUAUCAGAUGUAAGUAAGCUUAGGCCUCAUUUGAUGAGAACCAAAUGCUGCAAUCAAGAAAAUGAAGAGAAUAAAUGCUGGAAUCAAGAAAAACAAGUAAAUAUAGAAUCUUCAGAAAUUGAAUCACAAACAGCAGCACAAUCCAAUAAUAAGAACAAGAGGAAGGCCAUAGAUGAAGGGAUUUCUCCAGACAUUACAAGGCCUAGAUACAAUGGCCAUAGUUUGGUUUCCAAUCACUUGUGAGACCUGACUCAACCCGACCUGACUAGAGGGCAUUAGUUAAAUCAGUCAUUGGACACAGUUACAGUUCAAAGAAACCGCUGUACGCCCGACACACUGGAUUAUAUUAGCUCAUACCCUGUUGGGACGAGCAUCUUCGCCUAAUGAACAGAGACAAUACUAAGAAAGAGGCGUCAGAGUCAGAACCAGCUGAGGUUCCUACAUUGAUCUGAGCCAAUUAAUUGUAAUUUUUUUCUUUUGUUUUUUAUGAUUUCUUUCUUUCUUUCUUUCUUUCUUUUCAGUUGACGUUAAUACGAGAUGUAUAGAGAGUAAAGAUGGAGGGGCGAAAAUUAUAGAUUCUUACUGUAAUGUCAUGAAAAAAUGAUUUAUUA